CAGACCACCAGCAGACUUACUAAUCGACACAACUGAUCGCUCUUAUCUCCCGUCUGGCCACGUCUUUGCCUUAUUUUUUGAUUUAUGACCAUUUUAUACAUCUCUACCUACUUUUUCCUUUUAUCUAUCUGCACUCUGGUGCUUCACUUCCAAAACUAACCCUUCCUCUAAUCUUAAAUCUGAAUCCAAUUGUCUAAUUUGAGUUCGUCCGACUGCCCUCCGUCCUUCCACGUGGUUGAAAAUUAUGGUGGUAAACUGCACCGUGCUGCCGCCGUCAUGUCUGCUGACAUGUCCGCUCCGUCGCUGAGGAAGAAGAAGUCGUUCGCACGAAGCUCCAAGCCAAGCGCCAGGAUGUGUAUUCGGGAUCAACGGGAUGUCAUAACCAUGUCGUCUCCAGAGAUGUGCUGGCCGGUGCCGAUGCGAGCCAUCGGGGCCCAGAACCUCCUCACCAUGCCGGGAGGAGUUUCCACCGCAGGAUACCUGCACAAGAAGGGAGGCAGCCAGUUCAGCCUCAUGAAAUGGCCUCUGAGGUACAUCAUCAUCCACAAAGGCUGUGUUUACUACUUUAAGAGCAGUACCUCUCCAGCACCACAGGGGGCGUUCUCUCUCAACGGCUACAACAGAGUGAUGAGAGCAGCAGAGGAAACGACGUCCAGCAACGUUUUUCCUUUUAAAAUCGUCCACUUCAGUAAGAAACACAGAACGUGGUUCUUCUCAGCCGCCAGCGAGGACGAAAGGAGGAAAUGGAUGCGAUACCUGCGAAGAGAGAUCGAUCACUAUAACGACAGAAAAGAUUCACAGAUCCCAAGUGACUCGGAUUCAGAUGCAGACAGUUUCUAUGGCACCAUUGAGAGGCCCAUGGACCUUAAACAUCCUGUGGACACCGCUGACGAUGAUUAUGUUGAGGAGGAUGAGGAUGAAGACGAGGAAGACUAUCUGAAGCCGGACAGUGACUGUUCGCCAACAUCUACAGGUCGACCUACAGGACCGCCUCCUUCCUACCCUCCUCCCCCAGUGCCGACAUCGUUUCAAUCCCACCAAGACUCCAGUCCAGGACUUGUCCACAGAGGUCUUCCUCCUCCCAUCCCACAACACAGAAACCCCACCAGCCCACUUCCGAAGAAACCUCCGCCUUCUAUGCCACCUCCUUCCAUACCAAAAGACUUCAGCAAAGGCCUCCCACCUCCUCUGCCCUUUGCCCCCCAUCUACAAAACCCCUCUUCUACCAGUCCUCCUCUACCUCCUCUUCCCCACCAGAGGAAGCCUCUACAGGCCAGGGCGACCUCCGUGGGGGGGAUUGGAAGUGACAAGAGGGCUCUGCCACCGGUGUCGAUUCAGUCACCGGCCACUCUGCCCAUCUGUGACCACUUGGAGAAAAGGAUGGCGCUAAAUGGUCCAGUUCACAUCUCCCUUAAUGCUGGAGGAAGCCAGUCGUUGGCAAACAACCACCUCCACAGCAAACCAAGUCUACCGAAUCCGCGAUCCACCAGCCCGGUAGGGUCCACGCUGUCCCUCAACCACACACCGUCCAGUCAUCUCUCACCAUCUGGCCACCCUCCACUCUCUCCACUGCUUAAAUCUGGAAUACACAAUAAACUGAUGAUACUCAAACCACCUCCACCGACGGCCAAACCACCGAUGCCUGGAGCCAAGCCCAAGCCGUCAGGAACACCUCUUCAAAGAGCAUCUCCAGAUGGACAGAGUUUCCGCUCACUGGGAGAUGAGACGGAGUUCAGGAGGAAAAAAGACGCGAUCAAACCCGGCGGAGGAGACAAUUCUGACGAAGACUACGAGAACGUGCAGCUUCCAGACUCGGUGUUCAUCGACUCAACUGAAACCAGUGUCGUAGAAAAGUUAUUCAGAGAAAGCUCCGUUUCUCCUCAGGACGGACUGUACGGCAUCAGGAAGUCUGGAACCAAAACGGCAAAGGUGCUGGUGGUUUGGGACAUCAGUAUCGCCAAAGCCAGGAACUACAGACUGUUUGAAGAGGACGGCUGCACAUAUCUAGAGAGCGACUUGACCUUCCCCAACCUGCCGGCUCUGAUUGAACACUACUACAGCCAUCCUCUUCCUCACCACGGCUCGCUGUGUCUGCAGAAGCCCUACGGAACCUGAGGCCGACAUGAAGCUGAAACCAGAGCAGGAAAACCAGCGUCUCUGCAGCUGGAAUCCGUCUCUCCAUGGACGUAUACAAACUCACACCGGUUACCAAGCUGUAACAGGACACCUCUCACUGUUCAGUGGAAAGAAAACAGCAUUUAAAAAAAAUUUCUGCAACAUAUUUAAGAUGAGCUAGACUCCUAUCUUCAUAUAGUAACUGUUAUCUUUGUGCUGAAAACACGCUUUUUAAAUGAUUAAUAAGACUGUAGUUGUGACAGAAACCUUUCUAAAACCUCUCCACCAUCUCUGUUAACCAACACUUCUGCUGUUUUAUGCAAACUGUGAACAUGUGGUCUAUUCUGUCCACAGAGGGGCGCUGUGACACCAAAAUGCCUGCUUUUACUUAAAAAAAAAAUCAAUAUUUCCACUCUGGUAGGACCAGCUAUGCAAACUUUUAGUUACAUUUUGAUGGAUUUCAAGUUAUUCUGGACAAAUAUGGGCGAUUUUGGACCAAUUUUAUGUCACUCUGGACGGGUUUUAACUUGUUUUAUACAGAUUUAAAAUACCUUUGAACACAUUAUGACCUUUUUGGGCAAAUUUGAACCAAUUUUAUGUUACUUUGUACAGUUUUUAACUCAUUUUGGACAGAUUUAGAAUAAUUUAUUACACAUUUUGAGUGAUUUUGGGCAAAUUUUGGACCAAUUUUUGGUCACUCUGGACAGUUUGUAACUUGUUCUGUACAGAUUUUGAAUAAUUUCUGACAUAUUUUGAGUUAUUUUGGGCAAAUUUAUGCAAUUUUGGACCAAUUUUGUGUCACUUAACAGUUUUUAGGUCUUUUGUACAGAUUUGGAACAAAAUUUUGACACGUUAUUUUGGGGAAUAUCGGGGAUUUUAAUCCAACUUCAUGUCAUGUUUGACAGUUUUCUAACUCGUUUUGUACAGAUUUUGAAUAAUUUCUGACACAUUUUGAGUUAUUUUGGGUAAAUUUGGGCAGUUUUUGACCAAUUCUUUGUCACUUUGAACAGUUUUUACCUCAUUUUGGACAGAUUUUUGAAUAAUUUCGGACACGUUUCGAGCUAUUUCUGGCAAAUUUGGGUCAUUUUGGACAAAUCUUAGCCAUGUUUGACAAAUCUAGAGUUAUUUUUGGACAAAUAUUGAGUCAUUCUGGAAAAGUUUUAAGUUUCUAUGAUAAAUUUGUAUUAAUUUAUUUGUAACACAUCAUCGUACUAUAUGUACAACAGACAUAUAAUUUUUGAAUUCUAUUUGUAAUAAGAUAUAUUUAAUGCUCUGCAUUAUAAAUAUCAGUUUCAUCAAGAUGUAUGGAUUUUAUUAAAUAGAUAAAAGGGUUGUGCCAAAACUCUGAGGACAGAAAUAAUGAUCAUGGUGUCAUAAAUUUAACUUUUUAUGUCUUUAAAUUAUCUUUGGUCCUAAAACCAAAAUGUAACAGGAUUUAAUACAGCAGAAGUUACUUCAUAAGUACUUUGUUUCAGUUUUUCUUUCUUUUCUCACCACAUUACAAAAAAUAAUUCCAAUAUUUUUGUAAAAACUUUCACCUUUUUUCUGCUUUAUUAUCAGACAGCGUGUGUUUCGUUCAUGUCCAAAAACUAUAAUCAUGACUGAUGCUUGCAAACUACACUAGAAAAAAUUCUCUUUGUCAAGUUUUUAAAGUCAAAACUGUUGUAUUUUUUUCUAAUUUAAUGACAAUGAAAUUAGACAAACCUGCACUCUACGGAGCUGUGAGUCUCUGAAAGGUGGAAAACAUCUCAUUUAUUUACAGAGAAGCUAAACAAACUGUAACUGAUGCCACACAUGAACUGAAAAACAAUCAUUUACUUCUACAGAUCCAGUUUGUGCAGCUCUGAAUUUAAAAUGCUGUAAAAUGCUCUUCUAUAUUUAUAUGUAAAUGUUGUAUUUACUGUAAAAAAAAACAUGUUUAUACAAAUGUAAAUAUAUUAUUUUCUACAGAUUUAUACGUUGAAAAUACAUAAAAGAUUACUUCAA
This is a messenger RNA of Acanthochromis polyacanthus (spiny chromis), 4101 nucleotides long. RefSeq names its product SH3-domain binding protein 2 (gene sh3bp2). The transcript is spliced from 13 exons. Gene Ontology annotation, biological process: signal transduction. Bases 277 to 2115 code for a protein of 612 amino acids. Gene Ontology annotation, molecular function: SH3 domain binding. Lineage: Eukaryota; Metazoa; Chordata; Actinopteri; Pomacentridae. The record is from RefSeq and is a predicted model, not a curated record.